Messenger RNA from Naumovozyma castellii, 3342 nucleotides. RefSeq names its product karyopherin KAP123 (gene KAP123). NCBI's taxonomy places the organism in Eukaryota, Fungi, Ascomycota, Saccharomycetes, Saccharomycetales, Saccharomycetaceae. The record is from RefSeq and is a predicted model, not a curated record. The transcript has a single exon. Bases 1 to 3342 code for a protein of 1113 amino acids.
AUGGAUGAACAAUUUUUGACUCAACUUGAACAUACCUUAAGUUCAAUUGUGCAACCAAAUUCCGCAGGGUUAAAGGAAGCUACAAAGACAUUACAAACGCAAUUCUUUACUCAAGCUGCCUCUGUUCCAGCAUUGAUUCAUAUUUUGCAGAACAACCCCGAUGAUGCUUUAAAACAAUUAGCAGGUGUGGAAUCCAGAAAAUUAAUUUCAAAGCAUUGGGAUGCUCUAGAUGAAACAAUCAAAGCCCAGAUCAAAUCAUCAUUGUUGCAAACUGCAUUCAGUGAGCCAAAAGAAAUUAUUCGUCAUGCUAACGCUCGUGUGAUUGCAGCUAUUGGUUCCCAAGAGCUAGAAACUAAUAAAUGGCCAGACUUAAUCCCAAAUUUAAUUCAAGCAGCCUCUGGUGAUGACGCCACUACUAGACAAACGGCUAUUUUCAUUCUUUUCUCUGUGUUGGAAGAUUUUAAUCCAGCGUUGACUGCCUACAUUGAUGAUCUAUUGAACCUAUUUGCACAAACUAUUAAUGACCCAGCAUCUUUGGAAACGAGAUCCUUGUCUGCCCAAGCUUUGAACCAUGUUUCUGCCUUAAUUGAAGAACAGGAUGAGAUUAAUCAACAACAAGCUGCAAAAUUCUGCUCUUUAAUCCCAUCAGUUGUUAACGUCUUGGAUGCUGCAAUUAAAGCUGACGACACUGAUAAUGCCAAGCUUCUUUUCAAUUGUUUUAAUGAUUUCUUGUUAUUGGAUUCUCAACUAACUGGGAACACUAUUGCUGAUUUGAUUAAGCUGAACUUGCAAAUUGCUGUCAAUACCAGCAUCGAUGAAGAGAUUAGAGUUUUCGCUGUUCAAUUCAUUACAUCAGCACUAUCUUACAGAAAAUCCAAGGUAUCUCAAAGUAAACUUGGUCCAGAAAUUACCUUAGCUGCCUUAAAGAUUGCCGCUGAAGAGAUCGAUGUGGAUGAUGAGUUAAAUAACGAAGAAGAAGUCUGCAGAAAACGAGAAAAUACACCAUCUUUGACUGCUAUUAGAUUAUUAGCCUUUGCUUCUUCAGAACUACCACCAUCUCAAGUGGCAACUGUUAUUGUUGAACAUUUACCAACCAUGUUGCAAUCAACCAAUCCAUUUGAAAGAAGAGCAAUCUUACUGGCUAUAUCUGUAGCUGUCACAGGUUCUCCAGACUAUAUUUUAUCCCAAUUUGAUAAGAUUAUCCCAGCUGCUAUUGCUGGGUUGAAGGACCCAGAACCAGUAGUAAAAUUGGCCGCCUUGAAGUGUGUGUCUCAUUUGACUACUGAUUUACAAGAUGAGGUUGCUAAAUUCCACGAGCAAUUCUUACCAUUAAUCAUCGAUAUCAUUGACACAGCCAAGUUUGUUGUUAUUUACAAUUAUGCAACUGUUGCUUUAGAUGGUCUUUUGGAAUUUAUUGCUUACGAUGCUAUUGCUAAGUACUUAGAACCUUUGAUGAACAAAUUGUUUUAUAUGUUGGAAAAUAACAAUUCUUCCAAGUUGAGAUGUGCAAUUGUUUCUGCUAUUGGUUCAGCUGCUUUCGCCGCUGGUACUGCUUUUAUCCCAUACUUCAAGCCAAGUGUUCAAUAUUUAGAAAAAUUUAUUCAAAACUGUUCUCAUAUUGAAGGUAUGAGUGAAGAUGACAUUGAAUUGAGAGCCAUCACCUUUGAAAAUAUUUCUACCAUGGCCAGAGCUGUUAGAUCUGAUACCUUUGCUGAAUUUGCUGAUCCUUUAGUGAAGGCAGCAUACGAUGCUAUCAAGACCGAUUCUGCAAGAUUAAGAGAAUCUGGUUAUGCUUUUAUUGCUAACUUGGCCAAGGUCUACGGUGAAAACUUUUCUUCUUUCUUAGAAACUGUCAUUCCAGAAAUUUUCAAAACUUUGCAAUUGGAUGAAUAUCAAUUUAACUUUGACGAAGAAGAAUUAGAAGCGUUGUCAGGUGGUGUGAAUGAAGAAGAACUAGCUAACAAAUUCACAGUCAACACUGGUAUUUCUUAUGAAAAGGAAGUUGCUGCUGCAGCUUUAUCUGAAUUAGCCUUGGGUACCAAACAACAUUUCUUACCAUAUGUUGAAGAAUCUAUGAAGGUUUUGAAUCAACAAGUCGAUGAAUCUUACGGUCUAAGAGAAACCGCCUUGAAUACAAUUUGGAGUAUUGUUAAAGCUGUUUUAUUAGCAGCCAAGGUUGAGCCAGAAAAGUAUCCAAAGGGGAUUCCAACUGGUUCUUAUGUUGAUGCCAGUGCCCUAGCAAUUAUCCAAAGUGCUAGAGAAACUGCCAUAAAUAACUUGACUGAUGAAUUUGAAACAUCAAUGGUCAUCACAAUUUUGGAAGAUUUUGCAAACAUGAUUAAACAAUUCGGUAGUAUUAUUAUUAUGGACAAUGGUGAUUCCACAAUGUUGGAAACUUUAUGUCUACAAGUUUCUCAAGUACUAGCUGGUACUCAUGCUUGUCAAACUAUUGAUAUGGAAGAAGAUGUUCCAAAGGAUGAAGAAUUAGAUGCCUCUGAAACAGAAGCUACUUUGCAAGAUGUUGCCUUAGAAGUCUUAGUCAGUCUGUCACAUGCUCUUGCAGGAGACUUCGCUAAGAUUUUCGAAACUUUCAAGCCUUUACUCUUCAAAUUGUUUGAAUCUAAAUCUAAGAACAAAAGAUCGUCUGCCGUUGGUGCUGCUUCAGAGCUUGCUCUUGGUAUGAAGGAAUCUAACCCAUUCAUUCAUGAAAUGAUGGAGGCUUUGGUCAUCAGAUUGACAACUGACAAGUCAUUAGAAGUCAGAGGUAACGCCGCUUACGGUGUUGGUUUAUUGUGCCAAUAUGCUCCAUUCGACGUAUCUGCCAUUUACGGUCCAGUUCUUAAAGCCAUGUAUGAAUUACUAAGUACAGCUGACCAAAAGGCCUUAGCUUCAGAAGAUGACGAAGCCACUAGAGAAAUCAUUGACAGAGCAUUUGCUAAUGCCACUGGUUGUGUUGCUAGAAUGACUUUGAAACAUGAAACUCUUGUUCCAGUCGAACAAACACUACCAGCUUUAUUAGCUCAUCUCCCACUGAACACCGGAUUCGAAGAAUAUAACCCAAUUUUCGAAUUGAUUAUGAAAUUGUAUCAAGAGGGUAAUGCUAUCAUUGUCAAGGAAACUCCAAAGGUUGUGGAAGUACUAGCUACUGUAUUUACAAAGGAACAAGAAAGAAUCAAGCUAGAACAAGAAUCUACCUUAGGUAGAGAAGAAAACAUGGAUAGAUUGAAGCAAUUCCAAACCGAGGAAAUGAAGUUGAAGGUCAUUGAAUUGCUGAAGUACUUAAACACUACCUACAAUGGUAUUGUUGCACAAAACCCUGUUUUGGCCGGUGUUAUUGCCUAA